Messenger RNA from Rhinolophus ferrumequinum (greater horseshoe bat), 3081 nucleotides. It is a transcript of the gene CUL3, whose product is annotated as cullin 3. Gene Ontology annotation, molecular function: ubiquitin protein ligase binding. Bases 431 to 2737 code for a protein of 768 amino acids. NCBI's taxonomy places the organism in Eukaryota, Metazoa, Chordata, Mammalia, Chiroptera, Rhinolophidae. The transcript has 16 exons. Gene Ontology annotation, cellular component: Cul3-RING ubiquitin ligase complex. Gene Ontology annotation, biological process: protein ubiquitination; ubiquitin-dependent protein catabolic process. The record is from RefSeq and is a predicted model, not a curated record.
UCUCUCCACUCUCAGGCUCUCCUCCCUCCUUCCUCCCCCCUCCACCCUCUGGGCCGGAUCUCGUCUCGCUGAGGCGGAGGAGGAGAAGGAGGAGGAGGACGUUCGGCCUGCGCAGUGAGAUGUUUGUCCGUCGCCGCCGCCGCCGCCAUCGCGGAGGAGCGCGAUAAAGGGAGCCGAGCCGAGCCGGGCGUGAGGGGGGACCCCGCGGAGCCACCGCGCCAGCGCAGUUCCCCAGCCAAGCCCCAGCCGCCGGAGCCUGAGCCGCCGCCGUCCCCGCCGCGGCUGCCCAGGGGCCGGCCAGCUCCUCAGCCCACCCCGGGGGCCGCACCGCCGCCCCCAGCGUCGCCCCUCGCCUGCCCGCCCGCCUUAAAUGUGACACCGGCGCCUCGGGGUGCGACCCGAAGCCGCCGCUGGGGAGGGGACGAGCACCAUGUCGAAUCUGAGCAAAGGCACGGGCAGCCGGAAGGACACCAAGAUGCGGAUCCGGGCCUUUCCGAUGACCAUGGAUGAAAAAUAUGUAAACAGCAUUUGGGACCUUCUGAAAAAUGCAAUUCAAGAAAUCCAGCGUAAGAAUAACAGUGGUCUUAGUUUUGAGGAGCUCUAUAGAAAUGCAUAUACAAUGGUUUUGCAUAAACAUGGAGAAAAGCUCUACACUGGACUAAGAGAAGUUGUUACCGAACAUCUCAUAAAUAAGGUACGAGAAGAUGUACUUAAUUCAUUGAAUAACAACUUUCUUCAAACGCUAAAUCAAGCUUGGAACGAUCAUCAAACAGCAAUGGUGAUGAUUAGAGACAUACUCAUGUAUAUGGACCGUGUAUAUGUACAACAGAAUAAUGUGGAGAAUGUCUACAAUUUGGGGUUAAUUAUUUUUCGAGAUCAAGUUGUACGUUACGGGUGUAUUAGGGAUCAUCUACGACAAACGUUACUGGAUAUGAUCGCCAGAGAGCGGAAGGGAGAAGUGGUGGACCGAGGCGCAAUAAGAAAUGCUUGCCAGAUGUUAAUGAUUUUAGGUCUUGAAGGACGAUCAGUUUAUGAAGAAGAUUUUGAGGCUCCUUUUUUGGAAAUGUCUGCAGAAUUUUUUCAGAUGGAAAGCCAGAAAUUUUUAGCAGAAAACAGUGCUUCAGUAUAUAUAAAGAAAGUAGAAGCUAGAAUUAACGAAGAAAUAGAACGGGUGAUGCACUGCCUUGACAAAUCAACCGAAGAGCCAAUUGUAAAGGUGGUUGAGAGGGAACUCAUUUCUAAGCACAUGAAAACUAUAGUAGAAAUGGAGAAUUCUGGGCUAGUACAUAUGUUGAAAAAUGGAAAGACAGAAGACCUUGCUUGCAUGUACAAGUUAUUUAGUCGUGUGCCAAAUGGUUUGAAAACGAUGUGUGAGUGUAUGAGUUCCUAUUUGAGGGAGCAAGGUAAAGCCCUUGUUUCUGAGGAAGGUGAAGGAAAGAAUCCCGUUGACUAUAUCCAGGGCUUAUUGGAUCUGAAGAGCAGGUUUGAUCGUUUCCUCCAGGAAUCGUUCAAUAAUGACCGGCUCUUUAAGCAAACUAUUGCGGGUGACUUUGAGUAUUUUCUCAACCUCAACUCCAGGUCCCCUGAAUACCUCUCAUUAUUUAUUGAUGAUAAGCUGAAAAAGGGAGUCAAAGGGCUAACAGAACAAGAAGUAGAAACAAUAUUGGAUAAGGCAAUGGUCCUCUUUAGGUUUAUGCAAGAAAAAGAUGUAUUUGAGCGUUAUUAUAAACAACACUUGGCAAGGAGACUUCUCACAAAUAAAAGUGUUUCUGAUGACUCUGAAAAAAAUAUGAUAUCUAAGUUAAAGACUGAAUGUGGAUGUCAGUUCACAUCAAAACUGGAAGGAAUGUUUAGGGAUAUGAGCAUCUCAAACACAACCAUGGAUGAGUUCAGGCAACAUCUACAGGCAACUGGGGUAUCUUUAGGUGGUGUUGAUCUCACAGUUCGGGUGCUCACAACCGGAUAUUGGCCCACUCAGUCAGCCACACCAAAGUGCAACAUCCCACCAGCACCAAGACAUGCUUUCGAGAUAUUCAGAAGGUUUUACUUAGCCAAACACAGUGGUCGACAGCUAACACUCCAGCAUCACAUGGGUUCUGCAGAUCUCAAUGCCACCUUUUAUGGACCAGUUAAAAAGGAAGAUGGAUCUGAAGUUGGUGUUGGAGGGGCACAAGUAACUGGCUCUAAUACACGGAAGCACAUACUGCAAGUCUCCACUUUCCAGAUGACCAUAUUAAUGCUCUUUAAUAAUAGAGAAAAAUACACGUUUGAGGAAAUUCAACAAGAGACCGAUAUCCCCGAAAGAGAACUCGUUCGAGCUUUGCAGUCUCUUGCCUGCGGUAAACCAACACAGCGGGUGCUUACAAAAGAGCCCAAGUCAAAGGAAAUAGAAAAUGGUCAUAUAUUCACAGUUAAUGAUCAGUUCACAUCCAAACUACACAGAGUCAAGAUUCAAACAGUUGCUGCCAAACAAGGUGAAUCUGACCCAGAAAGGAAGGAAACGAGGCAGAAAGUAGAUGACGACAGAAAACAUGAGAUAGAAGCUGCUAUAGUACGGAUAAUGAAAUCUAGAAAGAAGAUGCAGCACAAUGUGUUAGUAGCAGAGGUAACUCAGCAGUUGAAGGCUCGAUUCUUACCAAGUCCAGUUGUUAUUAAGAAACGUAUUGAAGGACUUAUUGAGAGAGAGUAUUUGGCACGAACACCUGAGGAUCGCAAAGUGUACACAUAUGUAGCAUAAAAUAACGUCCAGAAAUUUGAUUUAUUCUUGGACUGUACUCUUCGCAUGGACUGGGAAGUUCUUUUAAAUCAUUAAAUACUAAGACGACCAUCUCUUCUAUUAAAUUACAGUACAUGUUCUAGACCAUUCAGAUCAAGCCUUUACUCCCUUUGAGAGUUUUCAACAUCAAUUGAUUGAGCUUCAGGCUUUACAACAUUUAUCCCUGUAGAGAUCAUCUUUACAGUUCCUCGGGAAAAUGUGAAUGUGCCGCGUUUUGUUUUCAAUACUGUAUGAAAACAGGAAAAAAAUAAAACAAAAAUUUAGAAACUACAGCUCAUUAAAAUAAAAUUGUUGGAUUUCAUUUC